Prosopis cineraria is the source of this 2259-nucleotide messenger RNA. RefSeq names its product casein kinase 1-like protein 1. The record is from RefSeq and is a predicted model, not a curated record. Gene Ontology annotation, molecular function: ATP binding; protein serine/threonine kinase activity. The coding region runs from base 447 to 1817 and encodes 456 amino acids. The transcript is spliced from 14 exons. Gene Ontology annotation, cellular component: cytoplasm; nucleus. Lineage: Eukaryota; Viridiplantae; Streptophyta; Magnoliopsida; Fabales; Fabaceae. Gene Ontology annotation, biological process: peptidyl-serine phosphorylation; signal transduction; endocytosis.
UUGCAUUGCUCUUUGCUUCGACUGGAUCAAACAAAACCAUAUUCGAAUUAGUGGGGGGGGAGAGAGAGAGAGCGCCCAGUCACCCACUUCCUUCACCAUGACCUUCCCUCCUUACUUUUUCUUUAACCAAUAACCCUUCCCCUUCUCUUAACCUGACCAAACCCUAGAUUUUGUAAUUAUUAUUCAUCAAAAACCAAAAAAAAAGGCUUACUUUUUCUCAUAUUGGAGAUUUCCUACGCCCAGAUCUCUGAAGAAAUUCUUCGUUUUUCCCCUUCACCGUUUUAUUGAAUUUAUUUUUUAAAAAAUAUUCUUCUUUUUAACUGUUCGUCUUUCGCAUCGGAUUAAUGGAUUCCAGUUUUUGGUGCUGAGAAUAGGUGUUGCAUGCUUUUCUUAUUUAGAAUUAGGUGCUGCUGUUAGCUUAGGGUUUCCAUUUUUUUGCUUUUUGAAUGGAACCCCGUGUUGGCAAUAAGUUUCGGCUCGGCCGAAAGAUCGGCAGUGGUUCCUUUGGAGAGAUCUAUUUAGGUACUAAUAUUCAAACUAACGAAGAGGUCGCAAUUAAGCUUGAAAAUGUCAAGACAAAGCAUCCUCAGUUGUUGUAUGAGUCCAAGCUGUACAGAAUUCUCCAGGGAGGAACUGGAAUUCCAAAUGUUAGAUGGUUCGGAGUGGAGGGAGAUUACAAUGUUCUAGUGAUAGAUCUGCUUGGACCCAGUCUUGAGGAUCUAUUUAACUUCUGCAGCAGGAAACUAUCACUGAAGACAGUUCUCAUGCUUGCAGAUCAAAUGAUCAACCGAGUUGAGUUUGUUCAUUCUAAAUCGUUUCUACAUCGGGAUAUCAAACCAGAUAAUUUUCUUAUGGGCUUAGGAAGGCGUGCAAACCAGGUUUAUAUUAUUGACUUUGGUUUGGCCAAGAAAUAUAGAGAUAGUUCAACUCAUCAACACAUUCCUUACAGGGAAAAUAAGAAUUUGACAGGAACUGCAAGAUAUGCUAGCAUGAACACUCACCUUGGCAUUGAGCAAAGCCGAAGAGAUGAUUUAGAGUCUCUUGGUUAUGUCCUCAUGUACUUUCUGAGAGGAAGUCUUCCUUGGCAGGGACUUAAAGCUGGUACUAAGAAACAGAAAUAUGAGAAAAUUAGUGAAAAGAAGGUUUCUACCUCAAUUGAGGCCUUGUGCCGAGGUUAUCCAACAGAAUUUGCAUCUUAUUUCCAUUACUGCCGGUCAUUAAGGUUUGAUGAUAAGCCAGAUUAUGCUUACCUGAAAAGGAUAUUUCGUGACCUCUUUAUUCGGGAAGGCUUCCAGUUUGACUAUGUCUUUGACUGGACUAUCUUGAAGUACCAACAAUCACAACUGGCUACUCCUCCUGCACGUGCCCUUGGCCCAAGUGCUGGGACUAGUUCUGGAAUGCCGGCUGUUGUGGCUAAUGCUGAUAGACAGACUGGAGGGGAUGAAGGGCGAACUACUGGUCUUGUUUCGAUGGAUUCUGUGAGGCGAAGAAUGUCAGGCCCCAUGUUAAAUUCUCUUAUUUCAACGGCCAUUAUCUCUCUGUCAUGCAGUCUCCAAGCAACAAUAUUUUGGGUCAGUCAAGUGGGUCAUCUCGGCGUGUUGCUGUUCCAAGUAGCCGCGAUGCGUUUGUUGGUGGGGAGUUGGAUCCACGAACUCGCACUACUGAAGCUAGCCCUGGAGCUGCUCACAGAAUUUCAAGCGGGCAUAGAAAUUCACCACUGGGAGCUUCAGAUGCAAAGAGAAUAUCUUCUGGAAGAAAUGCUUCUCAUGUCAAGAAUUAUGAAUCAGCAGUCAGGGGCAUUGAGAGCUUGCAUUUAGAGAAUGAUGAGAGGGCCCAUUAUUAAGUUGCCACCUUUUCAUCUUGUAAAUUUAAGAAUUGUCUGGCACUUCUCUAGUUGCUGAUGCUGCUGAACUGAACUGUGAGGAAAGUUUGAUCUAAACUCGGAAAUCUGGGUUUAGAUUGUGAAUACACUUGAAGCUGAGAAGCUGAUGAACGAAUUUGAGCUUAGAUUUAUGCUUGCUGUAAAGCUGAGCCUAAUUGGCCUUUAUCUUCUGGCGGGAACUCCUGAAUGUUAUGGUCUCUUAUCCUGUGAGUUUGUUAUUGAUAUACCUGAUGUGUCUUGGACGGCACAGUUCAAAAUUACUGAACCAGUGACAAUGUAAUUAGACAUGCUACUCCUGUUUUCGAUGAUACUUAAAAUGCUACCACGAUGCAAGUUUUGUGGAGAUUAUUAUAGAAGGAAAAUAUCUUCUGGGUUCA